UUUCUCUUCCUGAUCAUCAGUCUCCCGUCUGAAGAUCCUGAAGCUAUCCUACAAAGCAUUCUAUAGCCUAGCUGCAUUGAGAACUGCAGUUAAACGAUAAUACUGUAUGUGAUGGAUUAAUCUCUCACACAUUCUUAGAUGUCUGUUGUCAAGCCAUCCAGAUGCGCUGACACACAGACGCUCUCGCGCUGUAGUCCACCCCUCCCUUUCGAUUCAAACCUUAUUCGAUGCUAUGCGUCCACGCGCGUAUGUGCGCGACAGGAGCAGAUUUGACAGUAUCUAACCGCGCUGCCCGAGAGCAACGAGAACACACGUAUACGAGGGUCAACGGGAACCGACAACGCACCACAGAGAGCUGACUUGGCACAGAGGAGGAGGCGAGUCCUGUGAAAAUUGUGUCCCCUGCACAGUCAUGGCCUCGAAGCUCAAUCCAAAUGUACUUUAUGUCCGGGAGCCCCGGCAGUCCCUGACCUCUCUGGACCCUCAACCCGAGGCAGGUGACGAGUCAUCGGACAGUGACGGGGAGCCAGAGGAGACCUCGCACAAACUCAUCCGAAAAGUAUCCACUUCUGGGCAGAUUCGAGCCAAGAAGAGUGUGAAGGAGGGUCUUCUACUCAAACAGACCAGCUCUUUUCAGAGAUGGAAGAGGAGGUAUUUCAAACUGCGAGGCAGGACUCUCUACUAUGCCAAAGAUUCAAAGUCUCUCAUAUUUGAUGAGGUCGACCUCUCAGAUGCCAGCGUGGCUGAGACCAGCACCAAGAACAUCAACAACAGUUUCACAGUUAUCACUCCAUUCCGUAAGCUGAUGUUGUGUGCGGAGAGCAGGAAGGAGAUGGAAGACUGGAUCAGUGCUUUGAAGUCUGUACAGAAAUGGGAGACUUAUGAGGCCAGUCAGUUUAACAUGGAGCACUUCUCCGGGAUGCAUAACUGGUACGCCUGCUCUCACGCCCGGCCCACUUUCUGCAACGUGUGUCGAGAGGCUCUGCCGGGGGUCACCUCUCAUGGUCUUUCCUGUGAAGUGUGUAAGUUCAAAGCCCACAAGCGCUGUGCCAUACGAUCCACAAAUAACUGUAAGUGGACCACUCUGGCAUCUAUAGGAAAUGACAUCAUAGAAGAUGAGGACGGAGUGUCAAUGCCUCACCAGUGGUUGGAGGGGAACCUGCCGGUCAGUGCUAAGUGUGUGGUGUGUGAUCGAAACUGCGGUAGCGUACGUCGACUACAGGACUGGAGAUGCCUCUGGUGCAAAGCCAUCGUGCAUAACAGCUGUAAGGAGCAGUUGGGAAAGGUUUGUCCUCUGGGUCAGUGUAAGGUCUCCAUCAUUCCGCCCACUGCACUUAACAGCAUCGACUCUGACGGCUUCUGGAAGGCCACCAGUCCAUCUUGCUCAAGUCCUCUGCUGGUGCUAGCGAACAGUAAGAGUGGAGACAACCAGGGAGUGAAGUUCCUGCGCAGGUUUAAGCAGCUAUUAAACCCUGCACAGGUCUUUGACCUCAUGAAUGGCGGCCCACAGCUGGGGCUUCGUCUCUUCCAGAAGUUUGAGACCUUUCGUACCCUGGUGUGUGGGGGAGAUGGGAGCGUGGGCUGGGUUCUGUCUGAACUGGACAAACUCAGCUUGCACAAACAGUGCCAGCUGGGUGUGUUGCCGCUGGGCACAGGAAAUGACCUGGCACGUGUGCUGGGAUGGGGAGGAUUGUGUGACGAUGAUGCUCAGCUGCUGGAGAUACUGGAGAAACUAGAGAGAGCUACAACCAAGAUGCUGGACAGAUGGAGUGUGAUGACCUAUGAAGUGCCCACCAAACAGACUCCCUCUAUCGUAAAGGAGGAGGACCCAUCAGACUGUCCCCUACAGAUUACACAAUAUGCUGAUUCUGUUGCCACUCACUUGACCAAAAUCCUGGACUCUGACAAACACAGUGACAUUAUAUCAUCUGCUAAGUUUCUGUGUGGAACAGUUAAUGAUUUUGUGGCUGAGGUCGGCAAAGCUUAUGAACGGGCCACAGAGAAUAAAGAGGAGGCUGAUGCUAUGGCGAAGAAGUGUGCCAUGUUGAACGAGAAGCUAGACUCUCUGGUUAAGGCUCUCAGUAAAGACGCCAAUGCCCAGCUGGUGCCUUCUGGGUCAAUCUCACCAGACGAGAGCAACUCUGAUCAGUCCAGACCCUUCAGAUCAAGAGAGCAGCUGAUGCUGAGGGCCAACAGCCUGAAGAAAGCACUCCGACAAAUCAUAGAUCAGGCAGAAAAAGUGGUGGAUGAGCAGAACAGACACACCCAGGUGCAGAGAAUAUCAUCCUCCUCAUCAAUCAAAAGAGGCAGCAGUGAGGACCUCAAGGAGGCGGAGCCACGUCAAAACAGUCAACUACUCAAUCCAACUACUACAGCCCCUAUUUUGCUGGAGAAGUCAGAGAGCUUCAGCCCUGUGCUUUUCUCAGAAGAGUCUGUGCAGUGCACGGAAAAGUGUGUGAUGAAUAACUAUUUUGGCAUUGGGCUGGAUGCCAAAAUCUCUCUAGAGUUCAACAACAAAAGAGACGUGCACCCAAAAAAGUGCAGUAGUCGCACUAAAAACAUGAUGUGGUACGGAGUGUUAGGGACCAAAGAACUGGUGCAAAAAACCUACAAGAACCUGGAACAAAGAGUCCAACUGGAGUGUGAUGGAGUGCCCAUGUCCUUGCCGAGUCUUCAGGGUCUUGCUGUUUUGAACAUCCCCAGCUAUGCAGGAGGAAUUAAUUUCUGGGGUGGCACCAAAGAGGACAACAAUUUUGGGGCUCCAUCUUUUGAUGAUAAGAAGUUGGAGGUGGUGGCUGUGUUCGGCAGCAUGCAGAUGGCCAUGUCUCGAGUCAUCAACCUACAGCAUCACCGUAUCACACAGUGUCGGCAGGUGAAGAUCACUAUUCUGGGUGAUGAAGGUGUGCCAGUGCAGGUGGACGGUGAGGCCUGGAUCCAGCCUCCUGGCAUCGUCCAAAUUGUCCACAAGAACCGAGCGCAGAUGCUCACCAGAGACCGGGCGUUCGAGAGCACGCUGAAAUCAUGGGAGGACAAGCGGAAAGGUGACAGCCGGCCAGCCCGACCCCGACUGAAUUCCCAGCAGUCCAUGGAGUAUCUGAGUGAAGAGGAAUGUGCGCAGGUCCAGCAGCUUGGUUUAGUGGCCGACACACUCAUCAACAGGAUCCGAGAGGUGGCUAAGACUCAUAAGGUGGUGGAGCAGGAAUUGGCUCACUCUGUCAAUGCCAGCGCUGCGGUCCUGAGUGAAGCCUUCCCCUCCAAACCCUCCAGCCCUGAGGGUUUGAGUCGCAGUACAGCUGUAGACAUUGUCAACAGCAGUAAAGUUCUCCAGCAAGAGACCAAGAUGCUGCUAGAGGGAAAACUGCUGCAGUUGGAGUCUUCUCAAAAAGAGGAGCUUCUUUCCACAGUGGACAGUCUCAGCACCGAGUUACACAAGCUGGAGGACAUUCACUGGAUCUGGCCCAGCAUGCACUGCUCUGAGGAGAACCAGGACCUGUCCCGUAUGCCAGGUAAAAGCAGUAUGAAGCUGAAAAUCAUGCCCAAGGGGAAGAAGGAGAGAGAGAGGUUACAUAAACAGCGGUCCAGCGGCUCUCUGUCAGGCUCGUGGGAUAUCAAAGGCGGGAUGUAUGAUUUUGAUUCUGUGGGUAACUGAGGAGCUGAAGUGGUUUGUGGCACCUCUGUCAUGAGGACACACUCUGCCACGGGACACUGCUUUACGGCCAGUGAGGGAGGACGCCAGACCCACUCCAGUGUUUGUGAGCGGCACAGCACUGCAGGAAGUGGAUCAUCCAUCAUCUCUCUGUUUUCAGCAAUGCAACUCCUGUGCAUCACCUUACCUAAUCUGUUCUGUUUUCUAAUCUUAUUUUAUCAUCUUGCUACUUUUUGUCUCUUUUUAUUAACACUCAAGCUGUCAGACACAAACUAUAAAACUUUAUUUGCUCUCCAAAGAAAAAAACAAAAAACAUUUCUUUGGCCCCAAUCCUGUCGCCGCCUGAACAACAAGAAAGGAACAAAUGAACUCAAAACAGUUGUUUUGAAAUGAAGACAAACAAGUGCAAAAAAAAAAAAGGAAUAUCCUGAUGAAUGAAUGUAUGGUGGACCUGUAUUAUACGUCAAACUGGCUGAAUAGUUCAUCAGCAUCAAGUCUCUGUAUCUCUCUAUCAAAAGAUCAUCAUUUCUGCAUGCCUUUAAUGCCCUUAUGCAGAACAAAAGGUCUAUUUUUUUCUUUUAACUCUCGGAUCGUCAGCCAAGCCGUGAUGGUGUGUCGCUAGUGUCUCAAUUGAGCCGUUGUUCUAGAAGCUUCAGUGCCGUAACUCUUGUGCCAAGUGAGUAAAUGGAGCGCAGUGGUUUAAAGUGAGCUGUUUCUUUACUCCUUUCUGCAGGAAAACGUGAUGAAAGGAAGUGAUGCUGUAUGUCGUACAUUUCAACGUAUUUGAUCUCGCCUUGCACUUUAAUAUAGAAAACAACUGUUUAAAAAUGCAAACUUAAAAGGUUGAGUGUUUUUUGUCUUAAGAAAACUGGUAUCCCAUUCAUGGAAAACCUAUGAUGGGAUAUGUUACAUAUAAGACAGUAUAUAAUCCAACUUCUGAAUGUUACUAAACUGUGGCCCCUUUUCAGGGGUCAGCACAUGGAAACCCUGAGGGAAAGCGAAACUUGAACUUGCCUAAUGUGUGGAUCACAAACAGUAUUUAUCAACAGACACGUAACAGUAACACGUUUCCAUUGAAAGAAAUAAUAUACACAAUACUGGACAAUUUCAUUAUUUUCUUGAUAGUUGUGAGCCAAUGUCUAACAGUAUUGCUCUGUAAAAAAGAAAAAGACGUUACAAAUAUGGUCUUGAUAUGACAGUUUGAUGGACAGUCGAGGUGAUGAUUGUGCCUCUAAAACUUGGACUGUAUUUUUUCUUAUUUUGCAUGUCUUUGUUUUAAACGUCCUCAUUUGUGAUGAAUUGUUGCUGUGUGCUGUUUAGUUUUGAUUGACAUAGAAAACAUUACUUUGACCAUCUCCGCGUACCAACACAUCGGUUAUGACUGUGGUAAUCGGGUACAAGCGGAAGGCAAUGAUUUUAUGAACAGAAAAUGUAUUUUUGAAUUUUUCUUUGAACAGAGAAAAUGAACCAAAACAGAAGAGAUUGAUUUUUUUUUAUUUGCUGGUACCAAUCCUCUUCAUUGUCAAGACUACUGUUUACUUUUAAGAUGUAUUAUUUAUCCUUUUUAUUUAAAACAUUUUUGCCAUAAGGGUUGCAGUCAAGCUUCCAUGGCCUUGGACUCUGUCUGACUGCAGACACCUACUUCAGGAUUGUUGCUGUCAAACUUGACUCAAAAAUAAAGUGUGGCCAUUGCUGUUUGACUUGUA
Messenger RNA from Carassius auratus (goldfish), 5352 nucleotides. Its product is annotated as diacylglycerol kinase delta-like. The record is from RefSeq and is a predicted model, not a curated record. The transcript is spliced from 29 exons. Gene Ontology annotation, molecular function: ATP-dependent diacylglycerol kinase activity. Gene Ontology annotation, biological process: phospholipase C-activating G protein-coupled receptor signaling pathway. Gene Ontology annotation, cellular component: plasma membrane. NCBI's taxonomy places the organism in Eukaryota, Metazoa, Chordata, Actinopteri, Cypriniformes, Cyprinidae. Bases 413 to 3649 code for a protein of 1078 amino acids.